This is a messenger RNA of Phalacrocorax carbo (great cormorant), 4818 nucleotides long. NCBI's taxonomy places the organism in Eukaryota, Metazoa, Chordata, Aves, Suliformes, Phalacrocoracidae. The record is from RefSeq and is a predicted model, not a curated record.
GCUUUUCUUCCUUUUCCACUGCCACUAUAACGCGAUGCACGGCGGAACGUAAUAAACCAAAGGGCAAUUUCCAGCGGUGAGGCAGCGGGUUUGGAUAUGAGAGUCGCUGGUGCAGCUCUGAUGCCCGUGGUGUGCGUGGAGCCGCCCGCUGCCUCCGAGGCACCCCGGUCGCGUGGCGGAGCCAGAUCUUUUCUGCGGCCGUAGCUGGAAUGCGGACCCAAAGCGUUAGCUUUUGUUUUCUAAAGAGAAAAUUGGAGGACCCUCUAGACACUGUUGGAAUGUGACUACAGAGAAAAAGGUGAUUUUCUAAGAACUUGAUUGUGGACGUUUAAUCAGACUUUGAUUUUUGGAAAUGCCGCAACAUGGCUUCAUCCGGGAAUGACAUAGAAAGAUGGACUCACAGGCAAGGUGGUGGAACUGGAGAGCUGGUAGAGCCUGUGACCUCUCCUGAAAAUGGUAAUCGUCUUUCACCAGUGAAGGCGAUCGGCAGUGUAGAUCAUCUCUUGCACCUCCCCGGAAGAGUAGACUCUGCUUACAGCUCUUUCUCAGGGGGAUCAAAUGUUCCAGAGUAUCCCACACCAUCGUGCUACGGUGAAAACUGCUGUUUGCCUCCAGAGCAGGUAUCGUACAUGGACUCGGAAUAUGUAAGAGGUAUUUAUAACCUCAGUGGGGCAAACUCUGACCUCAGAUACCCGCAGCCGUACAAGGCACCAGACUUGAGCAUCCAUAAUAACUCUAACGGCACCAGUCUCGCUGAAGGCUGUGGAAGCACUCCUAUCCGAGGGACUUUAAAUCAGGGACCGCUGCCUCUGGCUGCACCUCUGCCUUCUCCUCCCACGCGACUCGAUAGCUAUAAAGUCACUAAACACCUUGAAAACUCAAGAGGGAGAUGCAGCUCUGGAGGUCGCAGUGACUGCAGCGUGCAGCCAGCUCCUUGCGUGCAGGACAGUCACCCAGCAGGUAGGGAUGUACCCUGGGGUCAACGCAGGGACGAAAUUGCUGAGCGAGAUGUAGUGGCUGCUAGGAGAAAGACUCUGGAAAACAAGGGCCUUUCUUCUUCUGAUGCUACAAAUGAGGUAUUUAUAUCAAAAAUUCAGGGGUUAAAGCCGGAGGAAAACGGAGAGUGGAGCCCAUCCCAACAACCUGUAAAGAGAAGCAACCCACAUAUUUUCAGCAGACCUUCUUCAUUCAUUUUUCAAGAAUAUUUAAAGACUGACUCUGUGGCUAAUGUCCCUAAAAUACUUUCUGCUUAUAAUUCACCUCACGCUUAUAAGAUUCCUGAAGAGAUGAACUCCAGGUCCUAUCACCCAGUGCUUACCGACCCCCGCGCUGUUAAUGAUACACAAGAAGGCAAACAGUAUCCCUGCAGCGUACGUAAGCCAACCUUCAGAGAAGCAGACCUGCAAAGCGCAGUGCCAGACCCAAGCCGACAGUGCCCACUCCGUGCUGAGCUGCAUUCAGACUUGGAUCAGGAUGUGUUUGAGGAGGGUUGUGACUUAAAAUAUAUGGAGAAUGCUUUUCUAAUUAAAAAUGCUUCCAGGAAGCUGAACAGUUGUACAGAUGAAAAUCAGUGCUUUGACUCUGAAGGAAAAACUGGGAGCGGUGUUAGGGAGCCGCUCCUGAACCAGCGAGCCAAAAUGCAGGGAUCACCACUGUCCUGCAGCUAUGACACUGGAGAAGCGGAGCACCCUCGCUGUGAGGAGUCGGAUCAAGGAAAUAAGCAAUGCUACGAUAAUACUAACCAAAUGUCGUUUUUUAGGCCAAAGGAAGAUUUCAUACCUCCAUUUUUACAUGAAGUCAAGAAAGAAAAACAGGCUAAUACCAGCAGUCCUGACCCCAGCACACAUCUAGAAGAAGGGGAACCUCCUGUUCAGAAAUAUCAACCUGAAUUUCAGAAACAGCUCUUAGGGCCGCUUCAGGAUGAUCUUGCCAGUGAACAAAUAACCAGGCAGACGACUCCCAUGCUUUACUAUCUUUCUGGGGGGAAAACCACCAAUAUCCUGCACCAUCACAAGCUCGCCCAAUGUCAAGAGGACGUGAGGAGCUUACCAAAGGAAUUCCCAGCAAGCAGCUACUCUGCCUCAGCGCGACGUCUAGAGGCACAAAGGGAAAGCAAUCAGCUUCAAAGGCCUGACCACCACCAUCAGUGCAGUGCUGAUGAUCUGCUCGAGACCGACGAUCUCGUCCUCGGGAGUCCUGCUUCAUCCACGGAUGAGAGUUUCCAGAACGACUAUAGAGAGAAACUUAAAGUGGCUCAGAGAAAGGUUCUGAGAGAAACCUCCUUUAAAAGAAAAGACUUACAGAUGAGUUUGCCCAUUAGACUCCGACAGAAACCCUCUAAAAGGCCUUCAAUUGAACACCUGAGGUCUUUCUCGUUAUCCAGUGCAAGUGAGGAUGCCAAACCUGUUCCUUGUUCCUCUUCUCAUCGAGAAUCCUUGGGGAGUUUCAAUAGGGAUGAAGAAAUGAAGAGGCCACAAACAGGUCGAAUCGGGGGAAGGAAGAGGGUAACAAAGGAGCAAAAGAAACUGUGUUAUUCUGAACCUGAGAAACUCGAUCAGCUGGAAGAGAAGGAGACAUCGUGGAGUCAAGCAAGGGAUGAAAUCACUGAGCAAGACAUAAUGGCGGCUAGGAGGAAGACUCUGGAAAACAGGGGGAGGGCACUUUCCAGCUCAAGUGUCUCCAAGACAGAGCUGAAACAAAUCCAGCAGACUGCACUUAUGGAAUACAUGGAACGAAAGAUUAAUCAAAGACCAGGUAGUUCACAACACCUCCCGCUGCAUAAGCCGCCCCUGCAGAAGAGGCUGUCGCAUCCCAAAUGGCCUCCUGGCAAGGUUUCCAAUCCAAACGGCAGCAGGACGGUGCAAACCAGUGAGAAUUUCUGCCACGCUUUCUCUAAAGGAAAAUCGCCCAAUGUUUUUCCACCUUUGGCUUUUGUUCCCCCGCUGAGCGUGACCGGCAGGUGCGAUCCCAGCUCUGAUGCCGCUGGUACAGCCACCCUGAAGCACGAGCCCUCUCCCAGCGAAGCGGACGGGAGCUGCACCGGCAAGUGUGCGUCAGCGGAAAGUCUCCCGCAGGCAGAUGCUCCUGCAUCUGGGAGAGCUCGCGAGAGAUCGAAAUCGACUCCUCCUUCCACACAGGGCGCUUACGGAUGUGCCGGCGCUGCAGCGGCGCCGUCUCGGCGUUGCGAGAGCUGUCUCGGCCCACCCAGUUUCCGCGAUCCUGAGAAAGAUGGAUGUGAGAAUCACGAAUAUAAAGACAAUAACAUAACUGGACGUGCCUGUUGUCAGGACAUGAAGGAGCCGACUCCCGAAACCUCUAUUCCUGCCCCAAGAAGCGGAAGCAAGGAAGAUGCUAUGGGGGAGGAGGAAUGCAGAACUAGAUCUCUGAACGGCAACGCUUUGAUGAAGCGUCCAGAGCAGCAGCCCGCAGCUUCUCCAGAGCGAGUAACGUACCACCACGCGGCGUUAGCUCAGCCUCCCCAAGGAGACAAAAAUACAGCCAAAGGUGUAACUGCAAAGGAAACACCCGUGCCCGAUAGCCAAGGUGAUGCUCUCCCUGGGAGAGAGGCAGAUCUGCCCAGCAGGAGGCUGCAGUCUCCCGAAGACCGGCGAUACGAAGAACUUGCUAUGGAGAUCGUUGCCAAAGACAAUUCCCUGGUUGAUAUUCUCAUGCCUCAUCCUGUUAGAAAAACCGCUCUAGACCUGAUGGAGGGUCUUUUUCCUGUUAACAUUUCCAUGCUGGAUAAAUCACACAGAAAAAAAGACGUACAGCCUGCGCAGGAGAAUGGUAGCAGGAAAAGUAGUCAAGAUGCAACAGAAGACUGUCCUGUAUCUGAACACGAUGCCAGGCAGAGGAGCGAAGACCCUGCCUCUGAGGGAAACCAAGUCCAGAAUAGGAGCAGAGACAGCACAAAUGACCUAGAUGACAUCACGUCCAAGAAACUGGAACUCAUCUCUGGCCUCCGGUCAAAGCUGCAGACCCUGUGGGAGGAGAGGGAGCUCAUCCUCUCUGAAGCCAGGGAGUGUGCCGAGCGAGGCGAGGAGCUGGAGGCAAUGGUGCAGGACGUCUGCAAGCCCAAUGAGUUUGAGCGCUACAUGAUGUUCAUCGGUGACCUGGAGAAGGUUGUGAGCCUCUUGCUCUGCUUGUCCAGCCGCCUUGCCCGAGUCCAAAAUGCCAUGAGGAGGAUCGAUGGCAAUACAGAUGCUGAGGAGAAGCAAUCGCUGAACGAACGGCACAAGCUCUUGUCUCGGCAGCGGGAAGAUGCAAAAGACCUGAAAGAGAAUCUAGAUCGCAGAGAAAGGGUGGUCUCUGGUAUCCUUGCCAAAUACCUGACUGAUCGGCAGCUCCAGGACUACCGACGCUUUGUUCAAGACAAGACCUCCUUGCUGAUUGAACAGAAGGACCUCGAAGAGCAGAUUAAGUUUUUUGAAGAACAACUAGAAACUCUUGAGAAAAGCAUCCCCCUCUAAUACCCGCCAACACACCACCCGUUUUUACCCAUCGUAAUUUGUGACGUUCCCCUGGAAAUCCACAGGCGCUCGCUGCACUGGGCUCGGAUCGGUGAAUUCUUGCAAUCCUGUUAGUGCUGCAGCAUCGACAAGUGCUUGGAUGCUCCGGGGAUGCUCUAGGCACGCGCUGGACAUGCCUCCCCCUUUGGACGGGCCAGUGAUGGCAUCGUACAGUAUGUAGCAGGCUGCAUUUUGGAAAUGACUGAUAGGAUGUUGCUCCUGUUAGCUUGGCGUGUAUUUCCCCUCCUUCUUGUCUGUCCAUCUGUUUCCAGGUUGACAUAAUCUCAAUAAAAGAACAAUACAAAUCUUU